AUGACUGGUAUUUCGGAUUCAUUCGAAUCGAGGAUAGCUGCUCGCCGUAGGAAUUUCAAAAAGGCCUCGGGCGAUGCCAAUGAUAUGCGUCGUCGCAGGGAGGAUGCCACUGUGCAAAUUCGCAAGAAGGAAAAAGAGGAUCAGCUGGUCCGACGUCGUAGACUAGGCGUCGAAACCGAGGAGAAAACACAGGCGGAUUUCAAGACGCCGAGUAAAUCGGCGACUCAUGUUGGCUUGAAGGAGGAAGAUAUCCCAGCGUUGAAAGCGGCACUCAGUGGGAGUGACGAGGCGGCUGUGAUGGAGGCUCUGGUGUCCUUUAGAAAGCUGCUGAGCAGAGAGGACCGGCCUCCUAUUCAAAAUGUCAUCGAUGCUGGGGUGUUACCACGCUUUAAGGAACUGCUGGACAACCCUAUGUCAUCUAAGAUGCAGUUUGAGGCCGCAUGGGCGCUCACUAACAUUGCUAGUGGCAACCACGACCAGACUCUGACGGUGGUUGAGCUCGGUGCUGUGGAGUCAUUUCGGAAGCUCCUAUCGUCGAAGAAUGCUGAACUGCAAGAACAGUCUAUUUGGGCGGUCGCGAACAUUGCUGGCGAUGGACCAGGUAUCAGAGACCAAUGUUUGAGACUUGGCAUUCUCCAACCCUUGUUGGACGUCAUUCGUGCUGGGCAGAGUAUCGGCCUAGUGAGACUGGGCACAUGGGCGUUGAGUAACUUCUGUAGAGGAAAGCCGGCGCCUCCCCUUGAAAUUAUCUCACCGGCUCUGGCCACCCUGGCUAUGGUCCUCGGUCUUGAUGAUAGAGAGGCUCUGACGGAUGCAUUGUGGGCGGUGUCGUACCUAUGUGAUGGUCCUAGUGAGAGGAUAGAGGCAGUUCUGAUGAGCGGAGCGAUACCGCGUAUUGUGCAAUUACUAGGCCAUGAUAACCCUUCGGUCCAUACACCAGCACUACGUGCAAUCGGCAAUGUAGUAACGGGGGAAGCUCACCAGACAGCGGCUGCGGUUGAUGCUGGGCUCGUGCUCGCUCUGAAGCCUCUGUUACGGAGCUCUAGGAAGAUGAUACGGAAAGAGGCGGUCUGGACCCUGAGUAACAUCUGUGCCGACAAGGACAUACAGAUUCAGAAGGUUAUUGAUAGCGGUCUGUUGGCCGAGGUGUUCGAGAUGAUACUUGGUGCGAAGGAGCACGAGAUUCGUCGAGAGGCUGUCUGGGUGGUCUGCAACCUCUGCACCGGUGGUACGCCGGCACAGGUCCGCUAUGUUGUUGAUCACUACAAGGCUAUCUCGGCUAUCUGCACAGUACUGAACGUGAAGGACUCCAGAAUGGUCCAAGUCGCGUUAGAAGCCAUUGAGGGCAUUCUCAAGGUGGGGUCCGAGGUACAGGAGAAGUCGGGCGCGAGCGUGAACCGCUAUCUGGAGUUGUUGGAAGAAUGCGGCGGCCUUGAUAAAAUAGAGGAGCUCCAACAGGACAGCAGCAAAGACGUUUACGAACGGGCUGUUAGCAUUUUAGAGGGUUACUGUGAAGUUGAGGAGGAGAAUGGGGGCUUGGGGAACGGCAACAUCAUGACCGAUGGCCUGGGCUCAGUUCACCAGCAGGAACUGCCACACUUCGCUUUUGCAUGACUGAUUCGCGAGUAAUUCACACCGUCGUAAGCAUCCACCCCGCAGUAGGG
Molecule: messenger RNA, 1664 nt
Organism: Perkinsus marinus ATCC 50983
Lineage: Eukaryota; Perkinsozoa; Perkinsida; Perkinsidae
Product: importin alpha, putative
Exons: 15
Coding region: 1-1614 (537 amino acids)
Biological process (GO): NLS-bearing protein import into nucleus
Cellular component (GO): nucleus; cytoplasm
Molecular function (GO): nuclear import signal receptor activity; protein binding
Source: RefSeq, a predicted model, not a curated record